AUGGCCGAGUUCGGGGGUCUGUUCUUGAUACGUUGUCUGGAGACUAUAUUUGCCGAAGCAUCCUCGUUCCUCUACCAAGCGACCAACCAUCGAGCAUACUUCCACGAGCUCACUAUCCUCGUUCCCGAAUCCUGGUCCGACGAUCCCACCUACCAGCCAGCCUUUACGGAGAGCUUCCACACCGCCAACAUACUCGUCAACACCGCUACCGGUCGCGAUGUACCCACCCAACCGUUCGUCAAACAGCCGGGCAUGUGCGGGGAGGAGGGGGCCUACCUUCAUCUAACGAGGGAGCUGAUUGGGCAGGGCAACCCGGGACCAUGGGGAAAUCUCACUCGAGUACUGGUGCACGAAUGGGGCCAUCUCCGAUGGGGUCUUUUUGACGAGUACCCAAGCGGACCGGACGACCCUCACUUCUACCUGACCAGCUCGGGCGCCGUGGAGCCCACUAGGUGCUCCAAGGCCGUGACCGGGGACAUUGUGCCCGUCCACCGGCGGCAAGGCGGGCCUGAUGUCCGGUGCGAUCUUGGAGACAACCGGGGUCACUUACCGGACCCCACGUGUCGGUUCCAACCGCACGUCAACCAGGCGCAAGGGGCGAGUGGAUCCCUCAUGUAUGCGCAUUUUGUCGACCAGAUUACAGGAUUUUGCCAUAGCAACGGCAGGGGGGACGCGGGGUCACUGCACAACCCCGAGGCCCCAAACCGUCACAACGCGCUGUGCGACGGCCGCAGUGCCUGGGACGUCAUGCUGACGAGCGAGGACUUCGCCGACGGUGCCAACCCGCCUCGAGAGGUCGCUGUUACUCUCCCACGGUUCUCCGUCAAGCGGGCCAAGAAGAGACGGGUGGUUUUGGUUCUGGAUACCUCUAGCAGCAUGAAUGAAAACAGAAAGUUUGAGAAGCUUCUUCGGGCCAGCUCGUUUUUACUGACUGAUGUCCUGCCCAAGGAUACCUGGGUGGCACUGGUGCAGUUCAAUGCCACAGCUUCGGUCCUGGCACCACUCACCAAAAUAAGAUACAAGAGCAGCCGGCAGAAUUUGUUGGACAAACUACCCGUCUCUGCUGACGGCAACUCGAGUAUGGGAGCAGGAAUCUUAAAAGCGCUAGAAGUCCUGUCGACUAACGGCGAGUCACCGCAAGUGGGCGUCAUCCUCGUCAUGAGUGAUGGUCUGGAGGACACGCCUCCCUUCUUCCGUGACGUAGCCGAUAACGUCAGGGCACGGGGCGUGGUCCUGGACGCUAUGGCCUACAGCGCCAUCUUGGAUGAGAACUUCCACCUGCCAAACGCGGGCGGAGGAGGCUCAUUCUUUAUUCCGUUCGCCGAGAACGGCACCAUUGCCACCGAGAAACCCACGGCCAUGGAAAUGGAAGACGAGGAAUUUCAAGACACGGAAAAGUUCUUGACGAUCGCCCGGCGAACGGAAAUGCUACUUGGAAACGGCAACGGUACCAACUACGUGCACAUGGACAGCACCUUGGGUAUCGAUACCAUUUUUCGAUUCAUCUGGGAGAUCGGUCAGGCGACGGCGAUCGUGCGAACGCCGGAGGGGAUGAUACUCGACCCUAGCAGACCCGAGUACUUGAUGGACAUGGAGGGUCGAAAGGUUGAGAUUCGAAUCCAAGGGAUCGCCCAGUCUGGAACGUGGGGUUACGGUAUCCUGAACAUGAACGAGCGCCCACAAACCAUGCGGGUGCACGUGUACUCUAGGCCGUCCGAUCCGGCAGUGCCGCCUCUACGAGCAAGGACCCACAUCAAACGGAAUCAGGUGAAUUUUACAGAGGAAUCGAGAGUAAUAAUUUACGGUGAGGUAACGCAGGGAGAGCUGCCGGUGAUCAAGGCAAAGGUCAAGGCACUGAUCAAGCGGCCAGGGGACGGAGAUUCCUCGGGAUAUCUUGCCGUGGAACUGUUCGAUCUUGGAACGGGAGCGGAUACCGAAAGGGAUGAUGGGAUAUACUCGGCCUACUUCAUGGGCUUCACCGGUGAUGGCGUUUAUCAGGUCACAUUGGAGGUCGAAAACGAGGCUGUGGGUCAAGCCAAGAAGAUAACCUUUCCUCAGACAUUGGGCGGAGUAAUGCCGCCGAAUUGGAAUAACACCGAGGAGCCGGUCUUAGUGGACGUAGACCCCUUCAUGCGAGCCACCCAAGCCGUAGAAUUCACCGUGAUCUCGGCACCACCUUCUGAUAAGAUGGACGAGGCAGACAUGUUCCCACCGGCCCGGGUGACCAAUCUGAGGGUAGCGAGCUUCUCCAGGUACGAGGGUAGGCUGACGCUGCGAUGGACGGCACCGGGGGAUGAUUACGAUGUCGGAACAGCCACCACGUACGACCUGAGAUGCAGUCACAACUUCGAGGAAAUCUCGUCCGACUUCAGCAACGCCAGAGUGGUCUAUGACAUCGACAUCAUAUCUGGUGACCUCUCAGCACCGCAGAAAAGUGGAUCCGAAGAAACCCUGGUCGUGAGAAUCCCCACCAUGCAGUCGGCGGUCCCCGAUGACUUGAUGUUGUUCCUGGCGUUCCGUAUCCGGGCGAUCGAUGACUCGGGCCUGGCUGGGGAGACGUCUAACAUCGCCACCGCGGUGGUCGACUACGGAGCCGGUCCAACGACCACCCAUUUGAUGGCCGAAACCGCUUACCCACCGCCUUCAUCAACGCCCGUGCUAUCUACUGUAGCCACUGGUGCCUCCAGCAUCACCACCACUAUAAAUGACCACCACUUGUUGACCCUUGGCAGAAACAUGGCCAUCGUGCUUGGUGUUUCCGUCUUCCUCGUGGUUUUUUCCACGGUGGUGUUAAUCAUAGCCUGCAGGACCAAGCGACGAAACGACAGGGAGCACGACAACGGAAUAAGUGUCUCCUACACCAAGGCCCGGUCGACUCGGAGGGUCAGCGACGCAUGGGUGUUGGAAGAGAUCUGAGUAUUUGGGGUUGAUAUUUACACCAAAGAGCGUCCAACAAGGUUGUUGGUGUGAAAUUAUGAGACAAGAUAUCACAAAUAUACAAACCUAGGGCUAGCUCAGUGACCAUAAGCAUGAUUCACCAUAGGACUGUUGUUUUCCAUAGCUUUAAGCACAUCGUAUCGCUUCAUAAUGCACACAUUUCGCUCAACCCUCGGUUUUGGAAGAUAUCUUUCAGUAGUUUGAAUCCAUUUAGAUGCACGACUUGGUGUGAACAUAUGUUACAGUUGACCCUGUUAUAAUUUUGUACCUUUAAAACUUAAAUUUUUGCGAAAAUGGCAAAAGGCCGUGUAUACUCUGUCUGAAUAGUAUAAACUUAUUUGCAGUUUCAACUUUCACUAGCUUGCAACAUACGCUAUAUAUUACCAAAACCAGAGGACUUUAGGUUGCACCGAUUUUAUUCAAAACUGACUUGACUUUGAUACGUGGGCGCACGAAGACAAGAUUUGAAUUGUAUUUUAGUCUUUUUUAGAUGUUCUUAAUAUUCGAGUAAACCGUUUUGAUACUCAAAACAAAAUGUUUCAACAAGCUAUAAUGAGUAUUAUUCAUUUAUAAUUACGUGUUCAUUAAACUAGCAUAAAAUUUAAUUAGACAGCAUUGUUGGUAUAAAUUCCAGUACAUGUACAAAAUAUAUCUCUUAUCUUGAAAGUUGGACAAAGAAAAUGAAAAAAAGAGCGGGACUUGAGCUUGAGAUCAAAGGAGGACCGUGCAGGUUCUCUGCCCAAUUUUUACUAAUUGGGCCACGAACAAUCGAUCUAGCCUAUUUGCGAUGGUGAUUUUGGCCUCCAAAUAGGAGCUGAGGCAUUGAGGAGACGUUGAAAUGUCUCCGUAAUUCCCAAAGGUAUAACUUUGAGGCUAACGUGCCUCCCAAAUGAUAUAAUGUAUGAUAGUAGAGCAUAUAGAUAAAAUUGUAUGAAGAUCUUAAGUUGAAGUCCUGCCCGAUUCGAUGUUAAUUCGACCCUAUGUUGAUCUAAAGUGAACCUGUCAAUUCUUUGCUGGCACUAGAUUAUUAUAAUUGACAUUUAUUGUAUGAUCCGAGUAUCAGAACUAUCACUCAACGGACACUUCCUAAGAUAGCUUUUUACAAAAUAAUAUCCCGCUUUAUAUGUGAACCAUUUAUAAUAACUUACAUAUUGGAAACUGCAAAGCAGUGAACUAAUGGCUAGUCCAAUUUCUCCCGGGCUUGCACGAUUUUAUUUGCUUUAUGCUAAUGAAGUAAACAUAUUGACUAUUGUAGGUUUGGUUAAAAGUAUUUACCCAGCUCGCAAGUAUAUUGUGCAAUUAAAUAUUCAUAAAAGUAACUAUGUAAAUUAUAAAUAUCAAAUACAUAUUCUUUAUCGCUGUAUCUUUUGAGCUAAUUUAGCAUAAAAUACGGUUAAUGUUAGAUCACGAUUUUGUAUUUUCUACGCAGAUUUGACCAAUAAUGCAGUAACUCGAGAGGUGGAAAAUAAACCAAUGGAUGAAUUUGGUAUACGUGUA
This is a messenger RNA of Patiria miniata (bat star), 4434 nucleotides long. RefSeq names its product calcium-activated chloride channel regulator 1-like. The record is from RefSeq and is a predicted model, not a curated record. NCBI's taxonomy places the organism in Eukaryota, Metazoa, Echinodermata, Asteroidea, Valvatida, Asterinidae. The transcript is spliced from 14 exons. Bases 1 to 2916 code for a protein of 971 amino acids.